Molecule: messenger RNA, 5381 nt
Organism: Entelurus aequoreus (snake pipefish)
Lineage: Eukaryota; Metazoa; Chordata; Actinopteri; Syngnathiformes; Syngnathidae
Gene: ptprub
Product: protein tyrosine phosphatase receptor type Ub
Exons: 31
Coding region: 306-4658 (1450 amino acids)
Biological process (GO): protein dephosphorylation
Cellular component (GO): membrane
Molecular function (GO): protein tyrosine phosphatase activity; protein binding
Source: RefSeq, a predicted model, not a curated record
UCAACUACCGUUCGGUGCAGCGAAGAAGAGGCGCGUUGAGGGGCUGGGAGGGAAAGCAGCUUUUGAGGAGAAAAGCAAAUCUCUCCCCUCAACUGUACCCUGACGUCAGUUUGCUGAAGUAGCUGUGGGCCGUCUCGCUGCGUGUUCUCUCACACUGCGUGUAUGUCUGACCGUCAACCGAGGGGAAUUAGACGAGUUCGACUCUCAAAAGUUUUUCUCUCUCGCUUGGAUCUCAUGAAGGGGAUGAAAUGCUCUUUUUGACGCAUUUAAAAGUGGACUAAAAACAGAUUUUUUUUCCCCCCACGAUGAACACCUGCGCUUUUUUGUUGAUUCUUACCGUCCAGAUCUACGCCGAUGGCAUCGAGGGGCCAACAGCUGCUGGCUGCACAUUCGAAGAGGAUUCGGAUGCCAGUCUGUGUGACUUCACACAGGGUGAAGAAGAUGAUUUUGACUGGCAGCUGUUUCGGACGCACAAUUCGCCAUAUGCCAGCCCGGACCUCCUGCGUGGAUCCUACAUGUUGGUGAACUCCUCCCAGCAUGCAGUGGGCCACUGUGCCCAGCUUCUGCUGCAGAGUCUGAGUGAGAAUGACACACACUGCGUCCAGUUCAGCUACUUCCUCUACAGCCGUGAUGGCCACAGUCCGGGGGCCCUCAAUGUGUACGUGCGAGUUAACGGCGGUCCGCUGGGCAGCCCAGUGUGGAACACAUCUGGAUCACACGGGAAGCAGUGGCAUCAGGUAGAGCUGGCUGUCAGCACCUUCUGGCCUAACGAAUAUCAGAUACUGAUUGAGGCGACCGUUUCCAAGGAGAGGCAAGGGUACAUUGCCAUCGAUGACAUCAUGGUGCUCAACUAUCCCUGCUAUAAGGCACCACAUUUCUCCAGGCUUGGAGAAGAGGAGGUCAACGCUGGACAAAAUGCCACUUUCCAAUGUGUUGCUGCUGGAAAGGCAUCUGAGGCGGAGAAAUUCCUACUCGAGAGACACAAUGGGGAGAUUUUAACAUCAGCGUCGGUCAAACACCUCAGUCACCGGCGCUUUGUGGUAUUGUUCCAGCUAGACAGCGUUCAGAGGUCAGAUCAAGACCUUUACCGUUGUGUCACGCAGUCUCCCAGGGGAUCAGGGGUCUCCAACUUUGCUGAACUCAUCGUCAAAGUACCCCCAUCCCCUAUCGCGCCACCUCAGCUGCUACGUGCCGGCUCCACUUACCUAAUCAUCCAGCUCAACACCAAUUCUAUCCUGGGAGAUGGACCCAUUAUUAGGAAGGAGAUUGAGUACCGUGCCAGCCAGUCUCCAUGGUCCGAGGUGCAUGGAGUCAACAUGGUCACCUACAAGCUGUGGCACCUAGAUCCGGACACAGAGUACCACAUCAGUGUGCUGUUGACCCGGCCUGGAGAUGGAGGCACAGGCCCCCCUGGACCUCCACUAGUGAGCAGGACCAAGUGUGCAGAGCCAAUGCGUGCACUGCGGGGUCUCACGGCCACAGACAUCCAGCCCAGGCAGUUGUCCCUGCUGUGGGAGAACUUGGCGUUCAACGUGACACGCUGCCACACCUACUCAGUGUCCCUGUGCUACCGCUACACCAUGGCGGGCGGCGGCGGCGGCCACAACACGACCGUGCGGGAAUGCCUAGCUGUGGAGCAAAACAGCUCACGCUUCACGCUGCGUGAUCUGCCGCCCUACCACGGCAUCCAUGUCCGUCUGUCACUGGUCAACCCUGAGGGCAAGAAAGAGGGCAGAGAGGUCACCUUCCAGACUGAAGAAGACAUCCCAGGAGGCAUAGCACCAGAGUCACUCACCUUCACCCCGCUGGAUGACAUGAUCUUUCUCAAGUGGGAGGAGCCUCUGGAGCCCAAUGGCCUUAUCACCCAGUAUGAGAUCAGUUAUCAGAGCAUUGAGUCUUCAGAUCCUGGCAUCAACGUCCCGGGACCCAGAAGAACCGUUUCCAAGCUAAAGAAUGAGACCUACCACAUGUUCUCCAAUCUCCAUCCUGGAACUACGUACCUGAUCUCCGUGCGAGCCCGGACAGGGAAAGGCUUUGGCCAGACUGCCCUAACUGAAAUCACCACCAACAUCUCAGCGCCAACAUUCGAUUAUGGAGACAUGCCAUCCCCCUUGAGUGAGACUGAAAGCACAAUCACUGUGCUGCUGCGCCCCGCCCAGGGUAGAGGAGCACCUGUCAGCACAUACCAGGUGGUGAUAGAGGAGGAGACAGGGAAAAAAGUAAAAAGGGAGAUUGGGCUUCAAGAGUGUUUCCCACUCCCGAUGUCCCACGGCGAGGCCUUGGCCAGGGGCACCCCACACUACUACACUGCUGAGCUGCCACCCAGCAGCCUGCCAGAGGCCAGUCCUUUCACUGUGGGUGACAAUCAUACUUACAACGGCUACUGGAACACCCCGUUGGACCCUCGUAAAAGCUACCUCGUCUACUUCCAGGCUAUGAGCAAUUUCAGAGGGGAAUCCAGAAUAAACUGCAUCCGCAUUGCCCGCAAAGCCGCUUGCAAAGAUCACCGCAAGGCUUUGGAGGUGUCGCAACACUCGGAGGAGAUGGGGCUGAUUCUCGGGGUGUGUGCCGGUGGCUUGGUGGUGCUCAUUCUACUGCUGGGUGCUGUCAUCAUUAUCAUAAAGAAAGGAAGGAACUACUACUCUUAUUAUCCGAAACCUGUGAACAUGAAUAAGACACCCAUUACGUACCGUCAGGAGAAAAGCCACAUGGGCUCCAUGGAGCGCAGUUUUACCGACCAGAGCACCCUCCAAGAAGAUGAGAGGAUGGCCCUUUCCUUCAUGGAUGCGCACACCUGCGGCACACGCAGUGAUCCUCGUAGUUCGGUAAACGAAGCCAGCAGCCUGUUGGGAGGCUCCCCGAGGCACCCGUGUGGACGCAAAGGCUCCCCCUACCACACGGGGCAGCUCCACCCCGCCGUCCGAGUGGCCGACCUGCUCCAGCACAUCAACCAGAUGAAGACAGCCGAGGGCUACGGCUUCAAACAGGAAUACGAGAGCUUCUUUGAUGGCUGGGACUGCACUACGAAGAAGAAGGACAAAACCAAGGGACGACAUGACACCUUAUUGGGAUAUGAUCGCCACCGAGUCAAGCUCAACCCUCUCCUGGGAGACCCUAAUUCCGACUACAUCAAUGCCAACUACAUCGACAUUCGGAUUAACAGGGAAGGCUACCAUCGAUCCAACCACUUCAUUGCCACUCAGGGACCCAAGCAGGAGACGCUGUAUGAUUUCUGGAGGAUGGUGUGGCAGGAGAAUUGUUUCAGCAUCGUCAUGAUCACCAAACUGGUUGAAGUUGGCAGGGUGAAAUGCUGUAAAUAUUGGCCUGAAGACAGCGAGAUGUACGGGGAUAUUAAAAUCACUCUGCUCAAAACGGAGACGCUUGCUGAAUAUACAGUCCGCACUUUUGCCUUGGAGAGGAGAGGAUACUCAACCAAGCAUGAAGUCCGUCAGUUCCACUUCACAUCCUGGCCUGAGCACGGGGUGCCCUAUCACGCCACUGGACUCUUGGCCUUUAUACGAAGAGUAAAAGCCUCCACGCCUCCUGAUGCCGGCCCUGUGGUGGUCCACUGCAGCGUGGGGGCGGGCCGCACAGGCUGCUACAUUGUGCUGGAUGUCAUGUUGGACAUGGCUGAGUGUGAAGGUGUAGUGGACAUCUACAACUGUGUCAAAACACUCUGCUCCCGGCGUAUCAACAUGAUCCAGACAGAGGAGCAGUAUGUCUUCAUCCAUGAUGCCAUUUUGGAAGCGUGUCUAUGUGGCGAGACAGCCAUUCUGGUGAACGAGUUCUCAGUUGCCUACAGAGAGAUGCUGAGAGUGGAUUCCCAGAGUAAUUCCUCCCAGCUCCGUGAGGAAUUUCAGACGCUAAACUCUGUGACACCCCACCUGGAUGUCGAGGAAUGUAGCAUCGCCCUGUUGCCCAGAAAUCGAGAGAAGAAUCGCAGCAUGGAUGUUCUUCCACCAGAUCGGGCCUUGGCCUUCCUUGUAACAACAGAGGGGGAGAGCAACAACUACAUCAACGCUGCUCUGGCUGACAGCUUCCACCAGCAAGCUGCCUUCAUUGUGACCCCUCACCCUCUGCCCGGCACCACGGCGGACUUCUGGAGGCUUAUCUUCGACUACGGCUGCACGGCUGUGGUAAUGCUCAACCAACUGAAUCAGUCCAACUCGGCCUGGCCGUGUGUUCAGUACUGGCCGGAGCCCGGUCUUCAGCAGUAUGGGCCCAUGGAGGUGGAGUUUCUCUCCAUGUCAGCUGAUGACGAUGUCAUCACACGCCUGUUUCGAGUCAAAAACGUCACGAGGCUGCAAGAGGGCCAGCUGGUGGUGUGUCAGUUCCAGUUCCUGCGCUGGUCGCCAUACCGUGACGUUCCCGACUCCAAGAAGGCCUUCCUCAACCUGCUGGCUCAAGUGCACAAGUGGCAAAGAGAGUGCGGAGAAGGCCGCACCGUGGUCCACUGCCUUAAUGGCGGCGGCCGCAGCGGAUCCUUCUGUGCCUCCAACAUUCUCCUGGAGAUGAUCCAGUACCAGAACAUGGUGGAUAUCUUCUACGCGGUCAAAACAUUACGCAACUGUAAACCCAACAUGGUGGAAUCCCUGGACCAGUAUCGAUUCUGCUAUGACCUCACUUUGGAGUACUUGGACUGCUUUGAGGGGAGAUAGCAACUAGAGGCAGCAUGAGAGUUAAAUCCUCCCGCAGGUUUCUCUGCUUGGACCUUCUACAGAACUACAGUGGAAUAAGAUUGAAAACAACCUGGUUGAAAGUUUGAACCUUUAAUGUACAGCUGUGAUUUCUUCGUGUGGUGAUGGUUUUUUUUUUGUGCUUUUCUUGGUCAUUUUUGCCUAUGUACUAAAGCUAUUGUGUGCCAAGAGUUUCUGUAGCCAAAAAAAAAAGAAAAAAAGUAGAAAACAUUUUAAGCUAUGAGAUUUGACCCAUUUUAUUCUGAAGAAGGGUCAUGAUGGCUGUGAUUUAUUGUUUUAUUCAAAGAAAAAUACUUUUCUUUAUCUGGUCUUGGCAUGACUUAUCUAGCAAACCAUAAACUGCCUUAUUCCCGGACGAUUAGACCCUGAUCCAAAGGACUGGACAGACUAGGCCUGUUCUGCAGACCCAAAUCCUCGAUUUUGCCAAAUGUGUUUUGGAAGUGGACUACAGGUGAUUUUUUUCCUCAGAGAUUCCCGUCUCAUCAGUACUGUCUCAGUGCCAAUCCCGGUGACAGACUUUGGUCCUUCUGCUUCAACUUGAUAUACAGUAUGCCUACAUCCACUAUGUAGUCCCUCCAAAGGGAUUGUACCUUGUACCCAGUAGGAACGGAAAAGCAGAAAAUGUGUUACGGGAGACAACUUUUGGUGUGGUAUGAAAAAAAGAUGCUUUGUUCUUUUAUAACA